AUGCUAGUGCUGGUGGACAAUUGGCCAAUCAGCCAGACCACGCACGCCCUCCCGGCGCUGCAGCCCGCGGGCGCGUCCGAGCAGGCCGGCCGGCCGCUGGGCGCGCUGCCGCCCUGGCUGCUGCCGCGGGUGCUGGCCACGCAGGUGUUCGCGAGCGCCCGGGAGGUCAGCCAGGUGGCCGCCAACGAGUACCUGGACAACGCCGGCAUCUCCCCGCACGUGGAGGACGACCCGACCGCCUUCGGCCCCAACUUGGCCACCCUGUCUCUGCUGAGUCCUGUGCACCUGACGCUCAUCCCGACGAGCGAGCCGCCCCUGGACCAGUGCGGGGUGGACCACGGCAACUGGGUCAAGGUUCUCCUGGAGCCCAGGAGCUUGUUCGUGCUGCAGGGCGAGAGCCGCUACGACUACAGGCACGGCAUCCGCAGGUCCCGCAGCGUCCCGCUGCCGGGCGGCACCGUCCUCCGGCGCGGCAGCGGCUACCGGCGCGUGUCGCUCACCUUCCGGGAGCUGCUGGCCACGAGGCGGCAGCUGGAGGAGGACUGCGUGCACGGCCCCACCGAUGGCCGCGGUCGGUACAGGUGGAAUGUCAAGAACAACGACUGGUGCUACCAGUGUGCUGCUCCGCUGGUCGAGUUCCCCGCCUUGGAGCGCAAGCCCACAGGCAAGUGGCUGUUCGGCCCCCCAGCCUUGGCGAUCGCGGACUCGCCGUUCAACGAGCAGGUCCAGGCGCCAGAUGCGGGCGUUGCAGCCGCUAGCGGGGUUUACUUCGGCGGCGAGGGCAAGGGCACGUCAGGGUGGGUUGCCCAUCCGCCGCCAGAGCCCGACGUUUCGGUGUUCCUGCGCUCGAAGUUUGGCGAGGGCGCGGGGCACGUCGGCCUCCUCAAGUCCUUGGACGAGGCGCUGGCUGCAAAGGCGGCGUAUCCUGCACCCGCGAAGCCCGUCAAGCCGCCCCUUCUGGAGGCCGAGGCCCAUGCUAAGGGUGUUGCCGCCCGCAAAGCUCAAGAUCGUCUGGACAUCUGCGCGCUCAGGGUCCUGGAGGGAGAUGAGUGGCUCAGACAGGCCCGUGAGGACGAGGCUGCAGCAGCCAAGGCAGCCAGUGAAACCACGCUGGGGUGGCAGCAGGCAUGCGCCAAGCAUGUCCCGAAGGCGGCAGCUACGACAGCACCCGCUACUUCGUCGAUCAGCCUCUCGACGCUCCUCGUGGCCGAAGGCGACGUCCAGGAGCUCGCCGUUAUUGAGGGCCCCGCGUUGGACAUCAGCGGGCUCGAGCUCUCGGACACGGAGCGCGCUGAGCGGGAGAGGGUCAAGCGAGGCCUCGCCUCCGAGGUCCAAAAUGCUGUGUCCACAGCGUUGGCGGCUACGCGCCAGAAGUUUGCCACCCUUACAUCUGAAGCCGCCGCCGUGCACGAGCGGCUCAAGGCCAGCCGUCGCCGAGGGGGCACCGGCGAGGCCGCCGACGGCGCAGCCCCAGCUGCCGAGACGGCCACAGCAGAUGGCGGAGUCUCCAAGCCUGCAGGCCCUGAGGCGGAUUUUCUGUCCCCGGCCGAGGAGCUGGCGCAUGAUGGGGAGUUUCUUAUCAAAGCCAGUGGUGCGUUCAUCUGGGCGGCUCCGCUCUGCCGCGGCGUGGCGUAUCCCGUCUUCGGCGCCUGUAGCCAGAUGGGUGCAUUCUUCGGAGCAGCGCGCGCGCGCGACAGCUUCGUCGAGUGGCGGGGGCAGGGGGCGCUGGAUCGCUUGUCGAUGUCGAUAUCUCGCGCAAAGGUGUUGCCGCCGUGUAUCUCGAGCUCGACCCGUUUGACGCCGUCGACGAGGAAGCUGGGGCAUGAUUUUACGUUCCACCAGAAGGUCGCGCUUCAGCCGAGCAAGGCCCCUUCGAUGCCCUACCUGAGGGGGCUGAUAUCUCUGCGGUCAGGAAUGUGUAAGACGGCGCGCGAUAAGUCUGCCGAGGGCCCCUUGAUCAAAUAUGCGUUGGUCGAGGCUGGCACCGAGGGCAACUUCGAGCUACGGGGAGGGGCCUUCAAGAAGCAGUGGCGUCGACGCCUUCAGCUAGCGCAGCCUCUUCCUCGCGUCUCACGGCCCGAGAAGAAAACCAGCGCAGCCAGCGAGCGGCCCAAGCAGCGAGUUGAGACCAUGGCCAAGUGCAGGGCCGCGUCGCCCGACGAGGCCUUGCGGCUGGAGUUCGACGCUCUGCAUGACGAGAAACAGCACACUGACGCAGCAGCAUAUGCCCAAUGUUUUGAGAUUCCUGCAGAUUCAUGGCCGGCUACGGCGGGGCGAUUUCCUGCGCGUGCUGGAGGCGAGUACCUUCGGUUUCGCCAUCUCUUGGGACAGGUCAAUUCAGAAGGCCUGGACAGGGUCGCGGCCUCCAGCGCCAGCUGGGUCUCCAAGACAGAGGACGCCAUGACCAGUCACCAUAGGCUACCUUAA
This is a messenger RNA of Prorocentrum cordatum, 2427 nucleotides long. The record is from the annotation of a GenBank genome assembly. Lineage: Eukaryota; Dinophyceae; Prorocentrales; Prorocentraceae.